Molecule: messenger RNA, 3193 nt
Organism: Spodoptera exigua (beet armyworm)
Lineage: Eukaryota; Metazoa; Arthropoda; Insecta; Lepidoptera; Noctuidae
Source: the annotation of a GenBank genome assembly
CACAGAUAACAAAACGUCAAACAAUACAUUGGUGGUGUCGAAUUUUCUAGUGGAAAUUACAAAAAUGCGAUCUAUUCCAAUGUUUUUAUAGGUUUUAUUGUUGCCCUUGCGUUUACGCCUUAGCCGGCUAAAGCUAAGAAGUAUUUAUUAUGAGUGUUCAAAUGAACGAAGAAAUUGCGGACAUAACUAUGACAGGAACUGAAGCAGACUCUUCGCAAUCGCACGGGCACGAAGCCUCAUCGAGUGUAACCGCAGAUGAUGCGUCGUCUAGCAAUGCUGCUACUCCAGCAGGCAGUGAGGGACAGGCCUCCAGACAGUCCAAUCUACAACGCAUACAGCAAAGAAAGCAACAAGUUUAUGGUUGGCCACACAACAAAAAAUUGCUCAAAUUAGCAAUCUACUCCGAAUGCCAGACUCCGGAAUGCAACUGCAAUGGUUGGAAGACUCCAGCUCCUCAGCCCACUGGGAAAGGCAAUCCUCGAGCAGACAACCAGCCUAUAGCUACAUUCAAUGAUCCUUGUCGGAACUGCAACCAUAUCUUAGAAAAGCAUGUUACUCAACUGCAAGGGUUACCAGUAGCAGAAGUGAACAGGCUGCUCGGAGCAGUGGUAGAUGUGGAGAACAUCUUCAUGUCCAUGCACAGAGAGGAUGACCAUGAUACUAAACGUGUUUAUUAUUAUUUAUUUAAGAUAUUACGCAAAUGUAUUCUUACCCGUUCACAUCCUCGAAUCGAGGGUCCACUAGGCCAGCCUCCAUUCGAGCGACCCUCCAUAGCCAAAGCGAUCACAAACUUUGUUCUAUACAAAUUCAACACUCUACCUCAGAGGGAAUGGCAGACCAUGUAUGACCUCGCCAAGAUGUUCCUACACUGUUUUAACCACUGGAACUUUGAGACGCCUAGUGUUAGGAAAUUGCAAGUGUCAAACCCGGAAGAUAUAUCGGCUUACCAAAUUAAUUAUACUAGAUGGUUAGUUUUCUGCCACGUUCCUGCAUUCUGUGACUCGUUGCCUCAUUACGACACGUCUCUAGUAUUCGGUCGGACAUUACUCCGGGCUGUGUUCAAAUCCGUCUGCCGGCAACUCAUGGACAAGUGCCAUUCUGAGAGGGACCGUAUGCCUCCUGAGAAGAGGGUAUUAGUGCUAACCCACUUUCCUCGAUUCCUGGCUUUGCUUGAAGAGGAGAUAUUCAGCUCCAACUCCCCGAUAUGGGACCCUGAGUUCAAGCAGAUCCCACCGAACCAUCUACAAGCCAUAUUUGAUAAUAAGAACACAGCGGGCAGAAGGGGGGGCGAGUUCGAACGCGUUACUGCAUCCGGAGACAGUAAGGAUGGCUUUACCACAGUCACUUUAUCAUCAGGUACAAUAAAAUCCGAGGGAGGAAAGCGUGCUAGUGACACGGUGGCCGCUAGCUCGGCCAAACGUCGGCGCAUCUUGGACGAGUCGGGCGACGACGUCAGCGAGAGGACCGUCGCCGAUAUUGUAGCCACCAUCACUGAUCCUAACUAUAUGUGUGGACCUGAUGCUCUAUUCCAAAUGCAAGCGCCUCGCGACGAAGCAGCCAAGUCGGAGGAGCAGCGCAAGAUGAUCGAGUUCCACGUGAUCGGGAACUCACUCACAGGACCCGUCAACAAACAGACCAUGUUAUGGCUCAUUGGUCUGCACAAUGUUUUCUCCCACCAACUACCAGAAAUGACCAAAGAAUAUAUCUCACAACUGGUUUUUGAUCCGAAACACAAAACCUUAGCACUUAUCAAAGAAGGCAGACCCAUUGGUGGGAUUUGCUUCAGAACAUUUAGCUCACAGGGUUUCAGCGAGAUAGUGUUCUGCGCGGUGACAUCUAACGAGCAAGUCAAAGGCUACGGCACACACCUGAUGAACCACCUCAAGGAUUACCACAUCAGGAACAAUAUCCUCCACUUCCUCACCUUUGCCGAUGAAUUCGCUAUCGGUUACUUCAAGAAACAGGGCUUCAGUAAGGAUAUAAAGUUGCCCCGCGCAAUGUACCAGGGCUACAUCAAGGACUACGAGGGCGCCACGCUCAUGCAUUGCGAACUGAACCCGCGGAUAGUAUACACGCAGUUCACCACUAUUAUACGGAGGCAGAAGGAGAUCGUCAAGAAGUUGAUCGACAUGCGGCAGAAAGAUGUUAGAAAAAUUCAUCCGGGAUUGACGUGUUUCAAGGAAGGCGUCCGCAGUAUCCCAGUGGAGUGUAUCCCGGGGCUGCGCGAGACAGGGUGGCGCGGGGCGGGCCGGCCUCACGGCGGGGACCACGAGCCCGAGCCCGACGCCGCCACGCUCAAGAACAUACUGCACGCGGUGAAGAACCACACAUCAGCUUGGCCAUUCUUGAAGCCAGUCGACAAGACCGAGGUUCCGGAUUAUUACGACCACAUCAAGUAUCCUAUGGAUCUCCGAACAAUGGUUGAUCGCCUGAAGGCACGGUACUACGUGUCGAAGCGACUGUUCAUAGCGGACAUGACCCGGAUAUUCACCAACUGCCGUCUCUAUAACUCGCCGGACACAGACUAUUACAGAUGCGCGAACACCUUAGAGAAAUAUUUCCACACCAAAAUGAAGGAGGCCGGCCUGUGGGACAAAUGAUCUCAGUUCAAUUUCGACGCGUACUUCGCGAUCGAGGUUAAUGUUUCGCGACCCAUCGACACUGAGGAUACCGUAUGAUUUAAAUAUUACACUAUUUAUUACCUUGUAAGUUGCAAGUUGUGGCUCAAAAUUCUCUUAAGUUUAUUUCAAUGCAAAAUAACCUAUCUCUUAGUAAAGUUUUAUAGUUUAUUUUGAUGUAAUAUUUUUCAUUCCAUAAGAUAGUUCACUAUUAAUAAUUUAAAUACGGCGUACGCAUGAUAAAUUCGAGAAAAGCUCGACUAGUUUCGAGUCACAUCGGGACUCUUAUUCAUGAGCAACGUGCCGUAUUUUAAGUAAUUUUUUACACAGUAAUAAUGUAAUUUUCAUCGUCUGUAGCCUAAUAGCCUAGAUCUGCAGAUCUUGAUAAAUUUAUGAGAUUUCAAUGAGUUUUAAGAUCUUUUUCCUAUUUUUCUUUUUAUUGUUUUGCCCAAAAAAAACCUAUUUAUACUAAUUCUGAGUGCAAAACAUAUGAUAUUAAUUUCUAUUUCCUUCGAUAGUUCAAUAAUGUGCUUUGCUCAAAACUCGUGACAAGUAAACAUGUCUUUUGUUGAAUG